This is a messenger RNA of Rosa chinensis, 3578 nucleotides long. RefSeq lists its product as uncharacterized. The record is from RefSeq and is a predicted model, not a curated record. Lineage: Eukaryota; Viridiplantae; Streptophyta; Magnoliopsida; Rosales; Rosaceae. Gene Ontology annotation, biological process: proteolysis. The coding region runs from base 300 to 3578 and encodes 1092 amino acids. Gene Ontology annotation, molecular function: cysteine-type peptidase activity. The transcript is spliced from 9 exons.
ACCCAAACGUGAGUUAAAAAGACAAUUUUACCCACUUCAACUGCUUUAUGGCGGUUCGUUUUCCACCAUUUUUCAGUUUCAAAAAAAAAAAAAUAUAACGCGCUCUCUCUCUCGCUCUCGAUCUCUCUCUCGCACUCGCACUCGCUCUCGCUCUCGCUCUCUCUCUCACUCUCGAUUCGCAGUUUCUCCACCAACUCUGCUAUCUAGACCAACUCCGGCGGCGAUUCAACUUUCUCCGGCGUCGAUUCAACUUUCUGCAGAGUCGAUUCAACUUUCUCCGGCUUCGGUAUUAUAGAAAAAUGCCAAGAACCAAACGACCACAAUUCAGCUGCAUCUUUGAAGAAAAUAUGGACGAAACACAAAGAUCAGAAGAACAAACACUUCGGCAAAGGAUGGAAGUGAUAAAGUCUAGGAAGUCAUCACGAAGAAAAGAAGAAACUUCUAGUAAUGACGAAGAAGUAGAAGAAGAAGGAGAAGAAACAGAGGAGGAAGAAGAAGUACAAGAAGAAGGAGAAGAAACAGAGGAACAAGAAGAAGGAGAAGAAGAAGAAGAAGAAGAAGAAGAAGAGAAGGAGGAAGAGGAGGAGGAGGAUGAUGACCGAGAAACAACACAAAGGUUUUAUGUGCAGACAAGGAGUCGAAGGAGCAAAAAGAAACAAGAGUAUGAUGAAGACGAGGCCGAACAGCCAACGAAAAAGAAGAUCAAACGGGAAAAGUCAAACAGGAAAGAGGAAAAGACCAAGAAAGGGGAAAGGAGGAACACAAAGACAACAGAAAAGGCUAAGAUCCAGUGGAAGCAACAGAAAUGCACUCUAAGUGCUUUCUGGAGAUUGAUUGACACAUAUAGAGAGAAAAUACCUAAAGGGGCUUGGGAUAUUUUGAGUACUACUGUAUUUUGGGGGAUGAUCAGACCAUUCUAUGAGAAGAAGCUUACAGAAACUCAGCUCCACAAACAUGAGGCCGACUUGGAGAUUAUACUGAAGUACUUUGAUGUUAAAAAAGCCAAGUUUGUGUUUGGGGAGACAGAAAUGGAAAUAACAUUGCAGGACAUAAAUGAAUUGUUUGACCUGCCAACAACCGGUAUUGAAUGGGACCUGAGCAAGAAGGUGCUCAAGGAGGAACGGAAGGCAUCUUCGAUAUUUGACGUCAACAUGAGGAAAGAAACAGUAAUAAAACCUGAUCUGGAAAACACACUCAGCAAGGAGCUCGGCAAGAAGAAGAACGCUGAUCCUAAGAUAAUUGCAGCACUGCUUAUCAUGUACCUCUUCAAUGCAUUCUUCUUCAGCAGGACAUCGACAACCUUGACAUGGGACCUCAUCAACGCUUGUGAAGACAUAGAUAACAUAAACAGUUUCAAUUGGGCCAAGAUGAUACUAGAUUUUCUGCUGGAUGGCCUUCAGAGGUACCGAAAAGAUCAUCCAACGACUCUUUCUGGCUGCCUCAUUCUCAUAUAUUACUGGUUCUUGGAGAAGACCAAGAUCAGAAACUGGAUUCCAGGAAUGGAGGAUGAGAAACCGAGAUUUGUGAGGUGGUCGAUAAAGGAGCUGUUCAACCUGCAGAAGCUCCAUCAGAAUCCAGACUGGCCAGAGGAGUUGAUAAAAGAAGGGCCUUGGUUAGAACAUUACUACAUCAACUUGUCAGAUACGGAGGAGGAGCAAGAAACACCAAGUUUCAACAACUGGGUUCCCCAAGCGAGCCAAGACAAGGAAGAGGAGACCAUAAGGCUUACUGGUAACAUGAAAGUUCUGCUAAAAGAAAUGGAUAGAGUGAUUGAAGACAAUGGUGAAAAACAGGAAAUGGAGAAGCAAAUGAAGAAACUAUUGGAAGCAAAUGAGGGACUUGCAAACCAUAUUAGGGAGCUUUGGAAAAAGGUUACUGUUGCUGAUGAGAAAAUUGAGAGUAUGGAGAAAAAAAUGACUGAGGUGAUGCAGGAAAACAGAUCACACCAGAACCACAUAAAAGCUCUGAAGAAAUGUUUGGCGAAAGCAACCAGCAGGGACCCUGACCUGAAAAGCAGUGAGCAACAAAAUAAUCAACAAGAGAUCGUGCAGGUGUUGACCGAGAAAGAUCACAGGACUGAAUCUACGGGGAACUUUGCAGAAUAUGACACUCAAACACCAGUCAACGAAGAACCAAGGGCAGCAGAUCCAAUUGAUGCAUCUCCAAUAUCUUACAAGAGUCCAGAACGGGAAGUGUUUGAGGAUACACAUUUGGACACACUAAAUGAGAUGGAAUCAGAAAAAAUAGAUCAACUUGUGUCGAAAAUACUGGAAGCAGCUGAGACGGUUGAAAUGCCUGAGGCAGGAACAGAAAUGGCAGUACCAUCGGUCCCCACGGAGAAGAAAACGGUUGACAUGCAUUCAAUCGAGAGGAAUGUGAAAGUAAAAAAGAGAAAGGCAGCUGUGAAGAACAAGAACGAUGACUUUGAGUAUGACACACCGGAGAUCCUGAAGACUUAUGAAAAGAGAAGAAAGACUGCUGCACAGGAACAGCCAAAGGAGAAAAAGAAAGCACAACCGAAGCCGCCAACAAAAAUUCAGAAAGGAAAAGAAGUGCAGCACCAAAUACAAAUAAAAGAGGUGAAUUGUGAGAAGUACACAUGGAAAACAUUAAAGCCUGAACUAGCAAGACACUACCAGCAAUUCUUUGAGAUGGUGGAUGACAAUACAUAUGUCUACUGGAGAAGUGAAAAUGGAAUACUAGGGGUAACCAGGGGAGACAUGAAGAUUAUCGUAGAAGAGAAAGAUCUGGAUGUUAAUGUGGUCAAGGCUUACACUGAAAUGUUGCAGAAGGAAAUGAAAGAAACGAACACUCAGAUUGGAUUACUAAACAUCGAAGCAGCGUUUUACGCAGUUCAACACGAAAAGAAACUAGCGGAUUUCAAAAAAGAAGGCAAGAACAUUCUCAAAGACGACUUCAAAGGCCACGAUAUUGAAAUAGAGUUAUUCCUGAUUGAAGAACUGUGGAGUAAGUUCAGCUACCCCAAGGUGAUUAUCCCAAUACACCAUUACUACAGCCAGCACUACACACUGCUUGUCAUCGACAAUGAGAAAAAGCAGUUUGUUCACAUGAACUCUAUGCUGCCACCAAAGAAGGAAUGGACAAAAGAUAACCAAUAUUACAACAACGCAAACUGGGUGGUUAAGCACAUAAGGAGGUUCAUACACGACGUGAAGGUGACAGGGACAAUAUUUCCAGAUGACAGCCAGGAUCAAGAGAACACGAGAGAGAAGUGCAAAGGUGAGGACAGUAAAGGAGAACUUGUCACUGAGGUUGAAGAAAUGACACCAAGAGAGAAAGAGGUCAGAAGGUGGAUCUUGGAUAAUCAAAUCGGGGAAAAUGACUAUGAGCUUGUAGAAGACUUGAACUGCCCUCAGCAGAAAUCCUGUUCGGAUGACUGUGGGCCGUUUAUGAUCCAUUUCAUGGAAAGCAUAGUUCACGGAGUACAACCCAGCAAGAAGAAAGGCAAUGACAUGAGGAAAACAAUUCUUGAGAGGUUUGCAAAGGAGGAAAGUGCUUGGAGUGUCGAAAAAUACCUUGCUGAAACUGCAGAUGCUGUAGGAGAGCCAAAAAAGUAG